GAGGGCCGCAGGCCCUGCGGCCAUCCCCUCCCCCCCCCCGCAAUGAAGCCCGCGGCGCCGCCGGCGCCGCCGCGCUGCCUGCUGGCGCUGGCGCUGGCGGCGGCCCACGCCCGCGGGGAGCGCCUGCGAGCGCACCGCGGCGAGGGGCGGCUGCUGUGCCGCCUGGAGCCGCCCGCCGCAGGAGGCGGGGACCCGCAUCCUGGAGGUGUGGGAGCAGCCGGGCAACGUGCGGCUGGCGGAGUUCCAGGACACGGGUUCCUUCGAGAGCCGCGUGCACUGCAGGGGCAACGCUCCCACCUGCCCGGCGGCGGACCCCUCCGCGGCCACCGACGUGGCCGCCUGCGCCGCCUGCCCCUGCGAGCUGGACGACUCCCGCGACACGUCGGAGAGUCGGAGCGCGCGAUCGUGGGCGCGGUGGCGCCGCGCUCCGCCGCGCCGGCCGACGUGCUGCUGCUGGGCCUCGGCGGCGGCGUGGUGCACACGAUCCGCGAUGCUGCGGCGCUCGUGCCCGGCCGGCCUGCGGCUGCGGUCCGCGGAGAUCGACCCGCGCUUCGCGCCCUGGCGCCAUCGCCUCCCAGUUCUUCGGGCUGCCGCUCGAGCCGGGCGCCUCCGAGGUGGUCGUCGGCGACGCGCUGGCCGUGGUGCGGCGCGAGCUGCGGGCGCUGGGCGCGCGGGCCUCGGCGCCCGCGCUGGUCGCGGAGGGCCCCGGCCCCGCGGCGCUCGGCGCGGCGGGCUGGGACGCGGUCGUGGUGGACUGCUUUGUGGGCAAGGGCCGCUCGGCGGAGCUGGUGGACGACAUCAAGGGGCUGCUGAAGCCGGGGGGCAUGGUCGUCCACCACAUGUGGCACGCCUCGCCCGAGGAUCGACGCGUGGCGCCGGAGUUCCAGGCCACCCUGCAGGAGUACCGCCGCUCCUUCGGCCCAGACAGGGUAGAGGUGCAGCCCAUCUUCCGCGAGAAUCCGGAUCUGCGCUUGGACGACAUCAUUUUGGUUCACGCUUGACGGUGAGGUGGUGUGCCGUUCCCUCCUCGCUCUUCUCUGCCUCUUUCUUCAUCUGGCGCACUUACUUCUGAUACUAUUUGUCCGGUUCUGUGUCUUUUUCUUUUCCGUGCGUUCUUCUGAUCUGUUGUUCUGCCCCCAAUUUCCAGUGUCUUUUGGGCCAACGGCGGCUGGGGCGAUACAAACGUGUUCGGGGCGAGCGGACGCGCAUCGCCAUAGCCAGGAUAGAAGGGCAAGCUGACUACCAGGUCGGCACCUCGGCAUUUGCGAUACACACGCAAUGACAUGAAGAGAAAGGGAUAUCUAGGACGUGCAUGCAUGUCGCCAUUUGUGCCGCCAUUCGUGUCGCCGUUAGCACAGCCAGCCAUUCGUGUCGCCGCCGGCGCUGUUAUCAGCGUCGGCGCCAGCGCCCCGACAGUGGACGGGCAGCAAACUGCGAUAAGGUUCGACGCGAACGCCGGGGCAUCGACACAAACGCAAACAACACAUCAAGUCUUUUGGCCUGGGCGACGAAUUGAGUGUUCUGCGACUAGUGACCAUGGUUGAGGCUGGGCGGUGGC
Molecule: messenger RNA, 1558 nt
Organism: Prorocentrum cordatum
Lineage: Eukaryota; Dinophyceae; Prorocentrales; Prorocentraceae
Source: the annotation of a GenBank genome assembly